CUUAUUCCGAAUCCCCCACGCCACUCUCUGUGAUGCCCCGGGGAAGGGAGGUUCGCUGCCAUGACUGUGGGCGUUUACCGUGCUGCGGUGUUCCUGUGGGUCGCCGUCACGCUGAUACAGGGAAAAUCGAGACCCGUCCCCGUUGUGAGCGGCGUCGUCGGCCAAGACACAGCUCUGCCAGCGGAGAGUGAUGACGCCAAAGACACAGGGGAAGGAAUCACACCUUGGGGGAGUGCCUCUCAGACAUUGUGGGGAGGUGAUACCAACUACCCCUGGGGAGGUGAUGACUAUCCUUGGGCAGGUGAUGACGACUCUCCUUGGAGAGGUGAUGACGACUCUCCUUGGGGAGGUGAUGACGACUCUCCUUGGGGAGGUGAUGACUAUCGUUGGGGAAGGAGAUGGCGACUUUCAGUGGGAAGGUGGAGAUGGCAGUUCGUUGGAAGAUCUAAAUCACCAAGACGUUUUUCUUAUAAGGGGAGGUGACACACAUGCCCCCUGGGGAGGUGACACACAUGCCCCCUGGAGGGAACCACCCUGGGGAGGUGACACACAUGCCCCCUGGGGAGGUGACACACAUGCCCCUUGGGGAGGUGACACACAUGCCCCUUGGGUAGAUGACACACAUGCCCCUUGGGGAGAUGACACACAUGCCCCUUGGGGAGAUGACACACAUGCCCCUUGGGUAGAUGACACACAUGCCCCUUGGGUAGAUGACACACAUGCCCCUUGGGUAGAUGACACCCAUGCCCCUUGGGGAGAUGACACAUGCCCCUGGGGAGAUGACACAUGCCCCUUGGGAGAUGACACAUGCCCUGGGGAUUGACACUCAGCUCCUUGGGGAUGACCUUCAGACCCCUGGGAGUGACACUCAAGCCCUCUGGAGAGGAGAAGCUCAAGGUGUACGAGAUGAGCCUCAUGUCCCACUGGGAGAUGGUAUUCAGGUCCCACCGGGUGGUGGUACUCGGGCCCCAUUGGAUAAUGGGAUUCAUAUUCCUGGUGAUGGUUCUGAGACCCCUUCAGGCGAUGUCUCUCAGAGCUCGUCGGGAGAUGGCACUCAGAUCCCUUCGAGUGAUGGCUCUUCAGUCCUGUUGGAACAUGGCACUCAACUCUCAUGGGAAGUUGGCUCUGAGGGCUCUUGGGGUGACACAACAAAUUCAUUGAGAGAUGGCACUCCAUCAUUCCUGGGAGGUGAAACUCACAACACUUUAGCAGAAGAUCCGCAGAGUAUUUGGAACACGGGAGAUGGCGACACAACCAAUCCUUGGGGAGAAGAUGCUGGUACUCAGGACUACUAGGAGGACAGUCCCGAAUAAAGGACUUUGCACGCUCAGAUCCAGUGGCAAUAUUUGGUCAGCUGGUUGAGCGACAGUGCUGGUGAGUCAUUUCCUUUCUUCCUAGGACCCGAAGUCCAGACAUUUCACCAGGAAGGCACAACUAGCAACGACCAACAGGACACGCUUUACUUUGCACUGGAGGACGUCCUAGAGCAGAUCCCGUCCUACAGCAACGAAAAGGUUCCACAGUUCUUGUCGUAUCUAAGGCCUAUAGAAGCUGGCUAUUCUUUUGACUUUGCAGAAGAGGAGAAUGGCAAGAAUCAAUACACUGAGAAACAGUUGGAUGUUGAGCAGUACUUCGAUCCCCUCUCCUAUGGGAAUGGCAAACGUGGACUUCAUGAGCCUAUGCUUCUUCCUGAGAUGCCUAAGGUAGAGGGCCAAGAAAGCCAGGGGGAGGAGCACAUGUCUAAAGAGAUGAUAGAUCACUUGGGUUUUGAAGUGACCAACCCCCUAGAAGUAAACAAAGGCAAGCUAUACCAGAUGGACAUGCUGAUCCCUGAGGAGCAGAUGGACCACGUCAUAAGGGACCUUGAGACCAACGGCGCCGAGGGAAAGAAAGCCAUUUCGGACACACGAUACCACUGGCCUGUCGGGCGUGGGGGGUAUCCGCUCGUGCCCUUUGUCUUUGCGGACGCAAAGGUCGACCGAGGCAUCUGCUCGAAGGCGAUGGCCGAGUGGAUGGCUCACACUUGCGUCCAGUUCGAGGAGGCGGAGCCAGGGACGCGGGCACCCCACCUGCAGUUCAUUCAGGGCAAUGGCUGCUUUUCCUUCAUCGGCCGCAUCUGGUUUUACAGGGGACAGCAUGUCUCCAUUGGUAGGAACUGUCGCACGUACGCAGCUGUCCAUGAAAUUGGCCACGCCCUGGGCCUCUUCCACGAGCAGUCUCGGCCGGACCGCGACAGGGAAAUUCACGUGAACACCGAAAACAUCCAGAGCAGCUCCAAGUUUAACUUCGAGACGGCGAAGUUCAACCUCAUAAACGACUAUGGGGUCAAGUACGAUCUCACGUCCGUAAUGCACUACAGAGCGAAGACCUAUUACAACGGUGGUCUGACCUUGUCCACUAUCAACCCACUUCACCAAGAACUAGUUGGUAGCAUGGAUACGUUGAGUUACAGAGACAAGUUGCUGGUCAAUCGCAUGUACAAAUGUAUAGAUAAAUGGUUAAAAGCAUGCGGGAUGAAAACGGACCCUUGCAAGAACGAGGGUUACAUGGGUGUGAACUGUACCUGCAUUUGUCCUCCAGGAACGUGUGGCGAGUACUGCCAGUAUCAGGUUGAGGAUUAUUAUGAUACUUUCCUGUCUGGUUGCUCAGAGAACAUAACCGUCGCCUCAACCAUACAGUCUGUAGAUUUUCCAAAGCCUAUACCAGCAGGCGUGAAAUGCACCAAGUGGAUAAUACCCCCAGAGUGCCAUCAGGUGGAGCUGACCUUCACCUUCUUCUCCAUGUACUUGCGCAUUCAGUGCCAGAACAGACAAAGGUGCUGCUACUGGGAUGGACUCGAAAUCAGGACCAAGAGCCCUUAUACAGGGACGUGGUACUGCGGCAACGAGAUCUCCCCGGGCCAUAAGUUCACCCACUCCAAGAGCAUAAUCCUCUACUACCACGCUACAUCUCGUUUCUCCAAAGGAUGGCAAGCGCAGGUCAGGUUCCUCCCUAUAGCAGGAUGCAGGAAGCAAGGACGAGCUGGCACAGAGAAGCCCAUGCUGCCUGAGGAACUGAGCAGGACGGUGUUCAAUACGAUGACCAUCUUUUCCUUGAACACCGCUGUGAACGAGUUCCUCCCGCCCAAAGGAGACGCAGGGAAGUGUGGUCUCCAGGAGGACCUCGGGAACGUGCACUGGAACUCGCCCCUUUAUGGCUUCGAAAAGUAUCCGCGGAACUUCUCGUGUUUUUUCACCGUGGUUCCUAACUUCCCGGUCGCAGUCAACGUGAAGUUUGACUACUUCAAACUGCAGCCGAGGGUCAGAGAGGCGUGUGUGGACAGUGUCGACUUGGUAGAACCCUUCAGCCAAGAAACGAAGUUCUGUGGAUCGCAGACAAGCAUGAUUCUCCUCCCAAGCAGUGCCUUUACAGCAAGAUUCGCCUCCAACAUGAACUACAAUUAUCAAGGCUUCAACAUCACUUUCGAGUCCUUGGGCGAUUCGGCUUGCCAUAAGAUUAUAAAUGUAGCUGCAGGAGAGACUGGAAUGAUCACCACACCAAACUACCCUGGUCUGCAUGGACGAGGGUGCGCGUGCGAGUGGUGGAUCAUUGCUCCCGCAAGCAAGAAGAUCAAGAUUUUAAUCGCGGGUAAAAGGAUCGGUCGAUGUCAUGAAAAUUACCUCGUGGUGGAUCUUCAGGGAACCAGGAGCUAUUAUAGGCCGUUAAGCUCAAGAGUCUGUGGAGAAAAUAAUCUGCCAGUCUCACUCCUUUCUUCUGGCAAUGAGCUGAACGUGGUGUAUAAAUCCAUGAGGAAUUCGAAAGGAUUCCAUAUUCAGUAUGAGGUUGUGUAACUUUUCACGCUAAAAUUUUAUGGCAUUAUAAUUGUAUAAAUAAUCAGUUUUACACUGUUGUUAUUUUAUCUAUUUAUUGUUCAAAGGCGUUGUGUGAAUACUGCAGAUCUUUAAUCCUAACGGUUGCAUAAUUGAUAUUUUAUUACUGUGUAAAAAAAUUAACUUUUAUAUUGUACAAUUUUUAUCGAACUGAUUGAUGAGGGUCCAAAACAGAUUUAAUCUAGAAUAUUUGUGUUAACUUUUUUUGUAAUAAUAAUGCUUUCAUAAGUCUAAAAGAAUUUUUUUUAACAUGUCUGAUAAAAAUGAAAUCCGGAUUUUCAGGUUUCCUACAGGAAACUGGACUCCAGUCUGUUUUUUUUAUGUCUCUAGUAACUAGGAUAUAAUAGUCCUUUUAUGUUUUACGACCUUUUAAUGGUUGUUCAAUAAAAAAUCAAAUAUAGGUAAAAAAAAAAAAAAGUCUACCAUUACUACGGAAAGAAAAGGGAACAGUAUUAGUAAUUACUAAAAGCUAAAUGAAGAAA
Molecule: messenger RNA, 4351 nt
Organism: Penaeus monodon (black tiger shrimp)
Lineage: Eukaryota; Metazoa; Arthropoda; Malacostraca; Decapoda; Penaeidae
Product: blastula protease 10-like
Exons: 14
Coding region: 1680-3830 (716 amino acids)
Biological process (GO): proteolysis
Molecular function (GO): zinc ion binding; metalloendopeptidase activity
Source: RefSeq, a predicted model, not a curated record